AUGACAGUCUCAGUAGACGCCCUACUCAGCACGACAGGUCAGCCACUAGACUACAAAGAACUAGAACGUCUCCUCCUAAACAAGGAUGGUCAAACUGCUCUCCACAAACGUUUCCGAGCCCUGUUUUAUCUCAAGGGGCUUGGAACUGAACAGGCUAUUGAUAUCAUAUCUAAAGCAUUUACCGAUCCAUCGGCCCUCCUCCGUCACGAACUAGCCUACGUGCUAGGCCAAAUGAAGAACUCGUAUGCAAACAAGACGCUGUAUACUGUGCUGUCGGACGUUGGAGAGGAUGCGAUGGUUAGGCAUGAGGCCGCAGAAGCACUCGGAGCAAUCGCAAACCCCUCCGCGCUACCAGUACUCGAAACAUAUCGCCACGAUCCAGUGCGUGUAGUGGCAGAGACGUGCGAGCUGGCUAUUGAGAAGAUUGCGUAUGAGGAGCGGAAGAGCAGGGAUGGUGGGAGUGAGGAUACGUCAAGUAUGUAUACCUCAAUCGAUCCAGCACCUCCAAGCACCAUACCCAAAACAACAGCACAGUUAAAGGAAACGUUAUUGGAUUCUUCUCUGCCGUUGUUUGAGAGGUAUCGGGCUAUGUUUGCGUUGAGGAAUAGAGGCGAUGAGGAGUCUGUGCUCGCUCUCGCAGAAGGAUUCAAAGACGAGUCGGCGCUAUUCAGACAUGAAAUAGCAUAUGUCUUUGGACAAAUGCAGCAUACGGCUUCUAUUCCUUCCUUGAUUAAGACACUAUCGAAUGAAUCCGAAGAAGGAAUGGUUCGACAUGAAUGUGCUGAAGCGCUAGGGUCAAUAGCUACAGAUGACUGUCUGCCUGUUUUGCAAAAGUAUUCGAAAGAUCCUGUGCGGGUUGUUAGAGAGUCGUGUAUUGUGGGACUGGAUAUGUAUGAGUAUGAGACUUCGGGGGAGCAGUUUCAGCCGUUAUAG
Molecule: messenger RNA, 933 nt
Organism: Synchytrium microbalum
Lineage: Eukaryota; Fungi; Chytridiomycota; Chytridiomycetes; Synchytriales; Synchytriaceae
Exons: 6
Coding region: 1-933 (310 amino acids)
Biological process (GO): peptidyl-hypusine biosynthetic process
Molecular function (GO): deoxyhypusine monooxygenase activity
Source: RefSeq, a predicted model, not a curated record